CUCUCGAUCUCUUUCUGCUUCUUCAAAGAAAAGAAAAAUUAAGAACUUGAUUGAUUGAAGAGAGAAAUGGCAAAGUUAAUGAAGAGAAAGACAAAGACACUUAUAGUUAUCUUCAUAAUCUCUGUGAUUCUUUCUUUAAAAUUUCCAUCUGAAAUAGAGGAGGAGGAAAGGGCCAAAAGAGAGAAGCUGGAAAAAGAAGAGAGAACAUUUUCUGUUUUUCUACAAAGAGAGAGUGCCACAAGUACUCGAGGAGGUGUUGUUUCUUUAGCUGAUGAGCUUCACGGUCUUGAAUACGAUUUUUAUCGCCAGAAUUGUCCACAAGCUGAGUCUAUUGUUAGAUCAACAAUGGCAAGGAUUUACAUGCAGCAAAAUGAUAUUUCUUUUGGUCUUUUAAGGCUUCUUUUCCAUGAUUGCUUCAUCAAGGGUUGUGAUGCUUCAGUCUUCUUGGAUGAUAGCAAUGGGAAUAAAAACCGUUCCAUUGAGAGGCAGGCCGCUCCGAACAAGACCUUGAGAGGUAUUAAUGAGAUUGACAUGAUCAAGGAGGAGCUUGACAAUGCAUGCCCAGGAGUAGUUUCAUGUGCUGACACCCUUGCACUUGCCACCAGAGAUGCUGUUGUGCUGGCUGGUGGUCCAUUUUAUCCAGUUUUUACAGGCAGGAGAGACAGUACUCAAUCCUACUUUGAUGAAGCCAUGGACGAGAUUCCAAAGCCCAAUGAUAACAUCACCCGAACACUUUUCCUCUUUUCCCGCAGAGGUUUUGAUGAAAGAGAAACAGUCAAUCUCUUAGGUGCUCAUAAUGUAGGCAAAAUCAGCUGUGACUUCAUCCGGAAUCGCCUCACUAACUUCUCUGGGACAGGACAGCCAGAUGCCUCUGUAGAUCAUGAUUUCCUAAAUGAAUUGAGACUUGCUUGUCAGGAUAGCAACAGCACCAAUCAUAAUGGAACUGUAGCUUCUAUGACAUCAAGGGAGAUGAGGAACUCUAGUUCGGCAAUGAUUUUCCAAGGAUUAUCCGCUUCUAUACCAUCUGGAGCACGUUUUGAUAACCACUACUAUCAGAAUUUGUUGGGGGGUAGAGGACUUCUAUUUGCUGAUCAACAAUUGAUGGCUGAUGAGAAUACCGCAAGAUUGGUGGCAGUUUAUGCUUCAGAUGAUGGAACAACCUUUAGAAGGGACUUUUCCAGGUCCAUGGUGAAGAUGUCAAACCUUGGUGUCUUGACUGGAACUCUAGGUCAGGUCCGAAACAAAUGCUCCUUUCCCACCAGCCAAUCUUGAAUGACAGAGUCCAGCAACAGUCAACUCUUGUGACGAACGGUAAGAUCAGUUCUUUUUCCUUCAAAAGACUACCAAAGAGUUUGAGAAGUAAUAAUCACCAGGCUGAAGAGAAGGAAUCUCAUCGCGAUUAUUAAAUAACUUCGCUUUCAGUAUAUACAGAUCCCAGUCUCUUGUGCACCUGGAACAUUCUAAGAUUCAUUAAUUUUAGGGUUCUAGUGAGCUGUUGUUGGUUGUGAUAAUCAGCCAAAAAUUGCAUUUGCAAAUCCGGAUUCAGAACUCUUGGUGUAGUGUCUGCAGAUUAUUCUCACAAUAAGGGCAACACAAAUCCCAUCA
Messenger RNA from Populus nigra (black poplar), 1605 nucleotides. RefSeq names its product putative Peroxidase 48. The record is from RefSeq and is a predicted model, not a curated record. Gene Ontology annotation, molecular function: heme binding; peroxidase activity. NCBI's taxonomy places the organism in Eukaryota, Viridiplantae, Streptophyta, Magnoliopsida, Malpighiales, Salicaceae. Gene Ontology annotation, biological process: hydrogen peroxide catabolic process; response to oxidative stress. Bases 67 to 1272 code for a protein of 401 amino acids. The transcript has 4 exons. Gene Ontology annotation, cellular component: plasmodesma; plant-type cell wall.